Messenger RNA from Nicotiana attenuata, 921 nucleotides. RefSeq lists its product as uncharacterized. Lineage: Eukaryota; Viridiplantae; Streptophyta; Magnoliopsida; Solanales; Solanaceae. The coding region runs from base 1 to 921 and encodes 306 amino acids. The record is from RefSeq and is a predicted model, not a curated record. The transcript is spliced from 3 exons.
AUGAGACAAAAUCCUAUGGAGGAUGAGGGAGAUGAUGGAUCAACGGGGAAAACUUCAAACAGUGUGGAAUGGGAAUUAGUGGAGGAUAUUGAGCACCAGGUGACUGUAAGAAUGUUUCACCAUGUCCUGGGGCAGCACAUGAUGAUGAUAUUUGUUUAUGCAAAAUGUUCAGCAAUGAAGAGGUUAGAAUUGUGGGAUCACUUGUAUUACUUAGCAAGUGAUAUGAAAUUGCCAUGGUUGGUAGGAGGGGAUUUCAAUUUCGUAUUGCAUGAAGAUGAGAAAAUAGGAGGACUACCAGUACACCCUCCUGAAUAUGAGGAUUUUGCAUUUUGUGUAAACUCUUGUGGUUUGUUUGAACAAGUAUACAAAGGAAGUCCAUUUACAUGGUGGAAUGGGAGAUCCAAUGCUGCGUGUAUAUUCAAAAGAUUGGAUAGGAUCUUUAUGAAUUUGCCAUUUCAAAACAUGUUUCCAACUAUUGAAGUUGAACAUCUAAUCAGAAUUGGAUCAGAUCAUGCACCAUUGUUAAUGACAUGUGAGGAGCAGACCAACAAUUUUGUCAACCCUUUCAGGCAGAAUUGGAAAGCUGAUUUCAUAGGAGAUCCAUUUUUGAUGUUCAAGCAGAAGCUCAAGAGGGUGAAGGCAGCAUUGUCAAAAUUGAGCAGGGAAACAUUUGGUGAUAUCUUCAAGCAGUUGGCUAUUUUGGAAGACAUUGUUAGGGUGAAAGAGAUGUUGUUUGAAGAAAAGCCUACAGCCGAGAACAAGAUUGUGUUUCAAAAGGCUCAAUCAGAAUUGAAAAAAUACUUGAGUAUUGAGGAGAAGUACCGGAAGCAUAAAGCUGGGAUGACUUGGUUUGCUGAAGGAGAUAGGAAUACAAGUUUCUUCACAAUCAUGUCAAUGGCAAAAGAAAGAAAUUGCAACUGA